Messenger RNA from Salvelinus fontinalis (brook trout), 4390 nucleotides. Its product is annotated as lysosomal amino acid transporter 1 homolog. Bases 2116 to 3060 code for a protein of 314 amino acids. The transcript has 8 exons. Lineage: Eukaryota; Metazoa; Chordata; Actinopteri; Salmoniformes; Salmonidae. The record is from RefSeq and is a predicted model, not a curated record.
GGUUAGGGGAGGGUUUGGCUCAUCGCGCCCUAGCGAGUCCUUGUGGCGGUCCGGGUGCCUGCAGGCUGACCCCGGUCGCCAAUAGGCUAUAUGCAUUAUACCGCCUCCAACUUUCUAAUUUACUUCCUACUGUGUUGAUAACUUCCGGAGCGAUUUAUGCUAUUGCUAUCAUUAGCUUACUAGCUAUAACUGUAGUCGAUGCAUUUCUCACUGAAAGUCGCAAUGACUACGUUUAAAUUACAGCCCGGCGAAGGAGGUGCUAAUGAACAUUGUUCAGUUUCUUCCAAAUGUAAUGGUAUUGUGAGCUUCCAUAGUUUCCCGGUCGAUGUAACUUGAAGCUCAGAAAAAGAUGGUUGGUGGUAGUACACAUUUCGUCGAGUGACGUUGAGGGAAAAAUACCUAUAUUAAAAAAAAAAAACACUCUUCGCGUGGAACUAGCACAUUCAAAAGAGACCUGGUGUUUUUUGAAAGAAGACCGAAACCUCCUGCUCCAACUGAGGAUGAAGAACAAGGUGCGCUGCUUAUGGACUGUGCCGUCUCUGAUCCGGUUCAGACACAUGACUACUAUGCAGUCCCUGAACAUGACCCUAAUGGCAAAACAUGAGCACGUAAGAAAAAUUGAAGAGCUUCGAGCCAAGCUGGAGAACUGACCGCCCAACACGGCUUUGGUCUACAGCGAUUUGCUGGUUCUGACGAGGAUAUACGUUUUUACACAAGGCACAGUAAUAAUUUAUUAUCCAGCAUUACUAUUGUUUGUUUGUUGAUUUGAUUGGCCCAUCCAUCUUCAGAGGACAAAGGUAACUUUAUACAUUAUUCAUACACUUGACAUACAUGGCACUUUUAUACAAAGUAUUACACGAUAGGAAUACAGUUUGAUAACCACAUAAAAUUGUACUCAUCCAUAGCCGUGUGACCUCUGAGUUAGGACACCUGUUUAAAAGACCCAUCUUCCAUUUUAUUGAGGAACAUUCCAUUGUUAGUACUUCAACAUUAUUCAAAUUAAAUGUUAAAGUGUAUGGUGUAAAUGACAGUGAUCCGUCUCUGAACUUCCUUCCUUCCUUGUCUCUUUCAGUAGCAUAUUUCUCUUUGGCUUCUGUCGGUCUUUCCUCUGGUGUCAUUCAUACAAUGCCUUCAGAAAGUAUUUACACCCCUUGACUUUUUCCUAAUUGCCUUGUGUUAGCCUGAAUUUAGAUUUUUUUGUCACUGGCCUACACGCAAUACCCCAUAAUGUCAAAGUGGAAUUAUGUUUUUAGACAUUUUUUCAAAUUAAUUAAAAAUGAAAAUCUGAAGAGAAAAAAGACACAUUGGUGCAGCUGGUUUCCGUGUUAAGGAGCGCGGUUAGGUGGGUCAUGUUUCGGGCAUGAUUCCACCUUCGCCUCUCCCGUUUGAGUUGCAGCGAUGAGAAAAUAUCGAAAAGGGGAGAGGGAGUAAAAUAAAUAAACAAAAAUCAGUGUCAGAUGCAUGUUUGUGACAUAGUUGAACCCAGACCAAAAUAGUCUAUAGGGGAGGUAUUUGGUAGAAUAAACUGACAUGAUUUCAGAGCAGAGAGGAAGCAAGAGGGUUUGCUCCCGUCAAUAUGUCCCCGAUAAGCAGACCUCCCGCCUUUGGAACAACAACUCCCAUUUUUGAGGAGGAGACUAGAUCAUCUCGUCAUUGUAUACAGUUUCUUUGGAUAAGCAUAGUUCUGUGCUGAGUCAUCAGUCAGGUGAGCAGGGUCAGCUGACAACAGUAUUUAGAUCGAAGACUCCCGCGAGCUGAAAGCCAAGCAGAGUUGAGUUUGUGUGAGACGUCUGAAAAAGGCAUUGUGCCUCCCUGGACACUUCAAUAACCGCCCGAGAAUCAGGUAAGAUACUUUAUUUUUGUGUUUGACCACAACCUUUGUCCUAGAAGACGUUUGAAGCAAAGCCAGCUGUAAAAACUCAGCGAGUAACAUCAUUGUCCCCAGCUGAAAAGUCUUUAUCAGUACAAACCGACUUCACUCAAUUCCAUAGCAGAUAGUACAUUUGAGACUGAGCUAUAAACACGUUUUGUCAAUAGAAAGAAUAAGCGGCAGCUUGUUGUUUAUUUAGCUAUAUUGUCUAGCUUGUUCGUUUAACCCUUUCCCCUCUGCUUAGCAUGAGCCUGAAUAUGGGUUCAGCUGAUGGUGUCCUCAAGCGGGGGUCUUUUGGAUGGAACACUGAUGGAAACUUCAGCUCUGUAUGCCCCAAUGGAUCGGUAUGGGUUUGGGAAGGGCUGGGGGAAUGUGCCCAGGACGCCAGGGACAUGGCCAGUGUCAUCCUGGGUCUGCUGUCUAUAGUGUGCUUCAUGGUUUCUUCUCUGCCGCAAUACUACAGCUCUUGUAAGAGUGGGAAUAUGGACAGCGCCUUGUCCAUUUGGUUUCUGUUGCUGUGGCUGGGGGGUGACUCCUGCAAUCUUGUAGGCUCAUUCUUAGCUGACCAACUGCCGCUACAGACAUACACAGCAGUGUAUUAUGUCCUGGCUGACUUAUUGAUGCUGGGAUUGUACUUUUACUACGUAUCUAAGCACAGGAUGAAUAACAACAGGUCGGUUCUAAAUGUAGUUGGUAUAGUCUAUAUACUGUGCUUCUCUGCCAGCCUCGUUGCCUUACCUGGGUCAGGGUCCCAACAGGAUGUGGUCCUCUCUGGGUUUAAGGGGCGGGCCUUGCUGUCAACUACUGUGGACAGUGUUAAGGCUUUCAGCACCAAGGAGAUCAUUGGGUUUACCAUUGGCUCCAUAUCCUCAGUGCUCUACCUCGGCUCCAGACUGCCACAGAUGCACACUAAUUACACAAGGAAGUCGACGGAGGGUUUGUCCUACUUCCUGUUUGCCCUGGUCAUCCUGGGUAACACUACGUACGGCCUGAGUGUGCUGCUGAAGAACCCUGAGCAAGGCCAGGGAGAGGGAAGCUACAUCAUCCACCACCUGCCCUGGCUCAUAGGAAGCCUGGGCACCCUAUCUCUAGACGUCCUGAUCUCUGUACAGUUCCUGAUAUACCGCAAUAAUGCCCCUCUGGAGUUGGAAUCGCAGCAUGAUGAGAGAGCUCCUCUGCUGGACAAAUGAAACUGCUCCCUUUGUGCUGGAUCUAGCAGUUCAGACAAUUAUCCCCACCCAAGACUCUCACUCACAUUCCUAAACUUUGACAAACACAGGAAAUCACUUUUCACUGUGUCGUUAUAUUUGUGAUUUGUGUUAUGAGAAAGAUGUUAAUUGGGAAUCAGCUGUAGAUUAUUUUAACUGUUCUUAAUUGCUCUUAAUCUUUUAGUGAAGGAUCUUCCAACCGUUUGUCUAAAUACUUCUAGUAUUUUAAAUUUGUUAUAAACCUGUCCUGACAAUCAUGACACUACUACUGGUCACUACAGGGAACAUUGUCGUAUUAGAAUAGUCUUAUUUUAUUUCAGAAGUGAUUGACAAAAAAAACAUUUGCAGAUCACUUCAUGACUUGAGUAUACAGACACCAAGACAUCUUAGUGUCUUGACAUGUUACAAUAAAUCCACAUGAACUUCAUUAAAGUGUAAAUGUCUGAAGUACUGUACUUAAUUUAUUUGAUCGUUUACAUCAGUUGCCUUUAAGCAUUUUGAAUUGUACAUUUUAGAUUUAUGUACUUCUUGUUGACCACUUGAGGGUAUGGUAUCCAGUCUGGAGACUUGACCUCAUGUUUGUUCAGUGUAAGCACAGAGUAAUGAUGCUCCCUGUUUCUUUCUUAGUCUGUUCCCUAACAAAUGGUGUUGCAUCAGUACAGAAAUGCACAGGAAGGAUUUAAAAUUUUAUCACGUUGAUAAUGUCUCAUUUCCCACAUUUAGGCAGGAAAAAGACAAUGUUCUAAAGAAAUUGGGAAUGUCUUUCAUUUUGAUUUAUGUUUCACUAACACGCUCAAUAGGACACAAUCAUGCUUUUAACAACUGAAUUUGUAUGGAGCCCUGCUGUCAUUUGGCCAGUGUACCUGAUCUUUAGUGUUAAAUAUGCUGGGAACAUGACGUCAUUUUCCGCCUUCCAUAUCCAGCCCGUAUUGUUUUUGGCUGGACUUCAAGAUUGUAUAAUAAAAUUCAUGAAAAGUAAUUUUAAUGUUUGUGCUCUAACUGUGUUCUAUAAACCAAUUUCUGUUCAUGCAAGUGUCUGACUACAAAUCACCUAUCAGUAGCUACAAUUUUGCAGUACGCACAGAUCGUGUUAUCAGCCUAUCACAUGUUAUGAAACUAUUGGUCAGUCACAUGAAUGAAACAAAACGCUAAUGAUUAUGCUAAAUCAUGCAAUAUAACAUCUCUGUAUAGGCGUAUAUAAGACAACUGCUGGGUCUGCCCAGGGAGAGCUCCUGAUUGACAUGUACUAUGGUGCAUUGAGUUGGAACCUCUUCAGCCAGCUGACAAUAAACAAUGAUUCAUUUUAGAUUGA